Molecule: messenger RNA, 900 nt
Organism: Megalopta genalis
Lineage: Eukaryota; Metazoa; Arthropoda; Insecta; Hymenoptera; Halictidae
Source: RefSeq, a predicted model, not a curated record
GGACUCUUGUGUGGGAACACCUACCAAUUAUACCUAAGGUCUCGCAACAAAAUUGGAAGCAGCCCGUCGUCGCCUGUCCUCUCGGUCCGAACACAAGGACAAGCGCCAGGAAUUCCACCCGCUGCGUCUUUUCUCAGUCCAAACUCGACGACGCUUGUCCUGCGACUCCACGUGUGGCCCGACAAUGGCUGUCCGAUCCUCUACUUCGUGAUUCAGUAUAGACCCAUCAACGAGUUCCACUGGACGCUGGUGUCGAAUAGCGUCAAGAUGCAACGACGUUUCAUCGUGACGAACCUGCAGCCUAGCUCGGUUUACCAAUUGAAAGUCGAAGCGCACAAUGUAGCUGGCAGCAACCAAGCGGAAUUUACAUUUGUAACGUUGACGAAGGAAGGUGAACCACCCUCGCCAGAACUCUCGAAACGCGGUAUCGCAUCGGCUGUGCCGUUUUACGCUGACGUGAGGGUGAUGCUGCCGUUGAUAGUGACCAUCGUUGCUUUGCUGAUCGCCGUGGUGAUCGUAGCCUUUCGCUGGAAAAACAGAUAUCUUGGGGACAGGGUUCAACGGCCGAUGAAAGAGUCUCAGGAGAACCAACAGAAUGCGGAGACGCAAAGGGAACGAUACUACGCCACCAUUCACAAGGUCGCCUUGCAACAAGCGAAUACGGGCGGAGGGCCCGACAAGAUUCCAGAGACAGCGGAGGACAUCUCUCCGUACGCUACGUUCCAGCUUUCGGAGGGUGGCGGGGGAAGCCUGGCCGGGUUGGGAGGUCUGGGAGGACUGGGAGGCGCGGCGGAAGCUUCAGCAGCCGGUCUCCACCCGAACAACACUCUUCUUCACAGUUUCAUGUAUCACGAGCACGCCAUGACCGAAGGGUGCGCAAGUCCUCCGCCUGCCGCGACC